AUGCAUCGGUCACCGCUCGUCGCCGCCGACGUAUUCGCCAGCGCCUAUUCACGCCCAGCGACGCGCGAGGGGCUCGAGUCUCCUCCCGCUCACGAUCCCCCUCCACCACCUCUUCACUCGCCUCCCUCCAUCACCUCGUCCAACUCUGCCCCUCAUUUGGCUCAGUCGCAUUCGGCCAACAGCAUCGCCACCGUCACGGAGAGCAGCAGCAGCAGCAGCCUCAGCAACAGCAACGCCAACGCCAACCAACAGCAACAGCAGCAAUCGACCCCACGCAGACCCGUCUUCGGCCGUAAGCCCGCCUCCUUUACGGGAUCUCGUCGUCGCUCCAGCUCUGGCGCGCCUUCAAUCGUCGCCACAAAUGCCGUCGUGACCGAUACCGCUGCCCCGCCUGCCUUGCCCGACUACGCACUCUCCGCCGCUGCAAAGAUCGCCGCCAGAGAUCCUGACGCUGUUCUCCCGAGCCCUAGUAUCGGUCCCGAAGGUGGACACCCCGGAAGGAGUAUGCUCGCCAGGUCAGGAACCUCGACUACCCUCAACAUGAUGCCGCCGCCUCCCACCUCCGUGGGAGGCGGCUCCAGCGCCAAUGGCACUAGUUUUUGGCAGCCUACCGACGCGAGCGUUGUCCACCAGCAAAUCACAGAUCUAGCCAACAAGCGUAUCGCUACUCUAGACUACCUACGAAGAGCUCACGGUGGUCGUGUCUACUGGUUCAACGCCUACCUGAUCGACAGGUCUGACAUUGGCCGCAUGCCAUCGUUUGACUCACGUAGACUAGCUCGCAAAGCAACCAACUACCUCCUCCUUGGCCUGUCACUACCCGUCAUCAUCGAUCUCUACUCCACAACGCCCCUCGAAUUCCUCCGCUGCCUAGGAAGCCUCCUAUCCGAAUUCGACUCGUUCCAGCAGCUGCGUAACGACUCAUCCUCUGCCGCCCUGGCCCGCGCCCGCAUCCCCAACAUGUUCCGACGCCCAGGCGGAAAGACGCGCCGCUCGACAUCCGCUGCCGACACUGCUGAGGAGGCAGCCGCCGCCGCCGCCGCGUCUGUAGGCCCCUUGGAUGGUGGUGCCGGAAUAUCAGGCAUGAGCCCCGGCUCCAGCGCCCCUUCGUUCAUGAAUUUCGCCGCUGGCGAGUCUGAUCUUGUGCCCGGAGAAGAGUACACGUACCUCCUCACUCCGUCGCUGCCGUUCGACCCCGACUACUUCGAGACGUUUGAGACGCUGUGCGACACACUCAUCGACUGCUACGCGCGGUUCCUGGCCCUUGUGCCUACGCCGCGGGAGUGCUCCGCGUCCGUGGCAGAGCUGUUCACAAAGGCGGAUGUGCGCGUGCGAAAAAUCAUUGUCCAAGGUGUCGUGAAGGAGUUUGAAGAUUGUAGCCGCGCCAAUGUCCGCUCUGAAAUCGCUAAUGUCGGCAAGGUGGUCUUGGGCGGUCUGGUAUAG
Molecule: messenger RNA, 1443 nt
Organism: Geosmithia morbida
Lineage: Eukaryota; Fungi; Ascomycota; Sordariomycetes; Hypocreales; Bionectriaceae
Exons: 2
Coding region: 1-1443 (480 amino acids)
Source: RefSeq, a predicted model, not a curated record